Messenger RNA from Alternaria alternata, 1534 nucleotides. RefSeq lists its product as hypothetical. Gene Ontology annotation, molecular function: zinc ion binding; DNA-binding transcription factor activity, RNA polymerase II-specific. The coding region runs from base 173 to 1258 and encodes 361 amino acids. NCBI's taxonomy places the organism in Eukaryota, Fungi, Ascomycota, Dothideomycetes, Pleosporales, Pleosporaceae. The record is from RefSeq and is a predicted model, not a curated record. The transcript has 3 exons. Gene Ontology annotation, biological process: regulation of DNA-templated transcription.
CACGCCCAUCUUGGCGUGCGUGAGGCUGCGUGAGGUUACCUAAGGACAUUUUCCUCCACUUCUGCUCGUCAUGAUUUCAAGUCUCCUAACGUCUUUUCAUGACUCAAACACGUCCAAAAAUCGCUCGCUGAGAUGAAGAUCUUCGAGACACAAGUCCAGGGAUUACGACACCAUGGUAUACCGGGGCAAACCGUCGACGGCUUGCGCGGAAUGCAGGAAACUGCGCAGUCGGUGUGACAAGAAGCUGCCUGCAUGUGGGCAAUGCAUCAAAGCUGGCCGUGGUUGUUCGGGUUACCGCAGCACAGUAGAUCUUAUGUUUCUCGACGAAAGCGUCCGAGUUGUUACCCAGAAUCAGACCCACGUUCCGCCUCGAGAUGCGCAUCCAGAUACCCCGAGAAACAGAUCCCGCCCAAGAGGGCAUUUGGCAAAACGCCUGGUGUCUGAUUUCCCUCUCAAGUUGACUGGCUUCAUCAUGUACCAGCCGUUGAACGACCUUGGUGUCAAUUUCUUCAUGACAAACUUUAUUGUGGACGAUCCUGCCAUAUCCCUACUGGAUUACCUGCCCAAUUUCUACGCAAAGACGGCUCACUCCGAUCCUGCUUUGCCGCAAAUCUGUGCAGCUGUUGGUCUGGUUGGUCUGGUCAACAAAUCUCAUAAUAAGGAUAUGCUCAGCGCCGCCACGCACAACUAUGUUGCUGCAAUCCGGGCCAUCAACAAUGCACUGCCUUGUGCGAAGACUGCAGUUCAGGACUGCACAGUCGCAUCGAUUUAUCUGGCAGCGAUGUUUGAGGCGUUGGUCCUUCCAAGACGCGCAGGUAUGGACAAUGCCAGUAUCCAUCUAGCUGGUGCUGUUACUGUUGCACACUUGAUCCUGCAGCAGCAGAAACAGACUGACGUUACCAUUAAGCUAUGCAAUACGUUGAUAAAGACUGUUAUCAUGGAUUGCUGGAUACAAGGAGUACCACUAUCGCGUAAUAUUGCUGACUUCCAAAGGCUGGUGGAGAAGAAAGCAGAGCGUGUCCUGGUUGAUGACUCUUUCCUCAACAUCAUUCUUAGCCUGCUUCAAUUCAAGGAAGAGUAUCGAGAUGCGGAUAAGGUUGAUCCAAUGGUCGUCGUUCAAAGCGCAUUGGCUCUUGACGCAAACCUGGAUGAAUACGCACGCGACUUGGCACAGGAAGCUCCUUUUGAGAAUCGUCAGCUUCCCGACGCUGAGCAUAGCCAUCUCGCGCACAAAGGCUACUUCCAUUUACGCCCCUAGCAUCUGCACGCACAUAUAUGGAAUAGCGUCCAGACAACUCACAUACGCCUCCACCAGGCCGUUACCCGCGAAUGCGACGAUGCAACAUCUUUGCUGGAGUCGAGUACCAAGCGCGCAUCAUUCAAGAGACUCAUCGUUUCAACAAUCAUGGAAUUGCUUGCAAGUGUACCGCAAGCAGCAGGUUAUGUACAAAAUGAUCAUGUUCCGCCAGUGCCUCCUCCAAGGGUCGCUUCCUCAAGUUCGCGCAGUACCUCAGCCGACCAGGAGACGCACGAG